Messenger RNA from Carassius carassius (crucian carp), 2523 nucleotides. Its product is annotated as solute carrier family 41 member 3-like. Gene Ontology annotation, cellular component: plasma membrane. The transcript has 10 exons. The coding region runs from base 774 to 2111 and encodes 445 amino acids. Gene Ontology annotation, molecular function: monoatomic cation transmembrane transporter activity. Lineage: Eukaryota; Metazoa; Chordata; Actinopteri; Cypriniformes; Cyprinidae. Gene Ontology annotation, biological process: monoatomic cation transport. The record is from RefSeq and is a predicted model, not a curated record.
GGACAGGGGACAGACGCAAGACUCUGAGCAGAUGAAACGGUUGAUGGGGAGUAAUAAGAGUUAGACGAGUGACUGUUCGAGUGGUCUGAUGCACCGGUGAGGAGGGGGCCUACAAGAACGAGUAGAAAUAAAGCCUCAACGUGUUUCUGUCACGUUCUGGACCUGUUAGACCAGGCCUGAUGACAGAGAGGAGUUUAAAUCGACCUUGAUACGGACAGGACCGUUUGUCACGACUCCUGUGGCGUACAGGGGUUGAACAUAGAUGUUCCAGCGACCUGCGAGUGAAAAAAGGGGCAGCUUGGGAAUUAUCGUAGCUGUCUUCAAGGUACAGCCUUGGAGAACAACUAGAUACUUCAUUUCAUCAGGCAUAAGACAAGUCUCCAAGAAGUGGAUUUUUGCAUUCAGAGAAUCAACUCAGCUGAAGCUUUUUUGAAUGUGAAGGUUCUUGUUGGAUUUUGGUCAAAAUCCCAUGUGGCAUUGAUAGAUGAAGAACUGAAAUAUAUACUGCGUGCUUCAGCCAACUUUUCUGGGCCUUUGCUCUCGUGGGACUAUCUGAAGAUAAUACAUUUCCUUUUAGUUUAAUCUUAAGAACAUCCUGUUUUCUGAGUCAGCAUAUUAUUAUUGUUCUUCCCAACCUGUUUGUCUUGAGCUUCUUUUUUAGUUUCGAGGCAUUAUGAAAGGAACAUUCAGCCAUCUAGGAGGGUGUUAAAGCUACUAGGAACCCUCGUCGAUCUCAGCCGUGGCCCUCACCAUUGGGGAAUGGGGUAGCAGAGAUGGUGGUCACUCAGUUAGAGCUGGAGCUCUGUUAUCAGGGGAAGAAGCUCAGAGGUUUCACCUGCAAGCUCACUCGUUCGCCUCAUGGUUUCUUGCCGGAGAGCUCAUAUAUCAUCACUGCGCAGAUCCUACUGCCUUUUCUGCUGGGCGGACUGGGGAUGGUGGCAGCUGGUAUUGUCAUGGACAUUGUCCAACACUGGGAUGUGUUUAAAGUGAUCACAGAGGUGUUCAUCCUGGUACCUGCACUGGUCGGGCUCAAAGGAAACCUGGAGAUGACUCUCGCAUCUCGGCUCUCUACUGCUGCUAACACCGGACAGAUGGACGACCCCAAACAGCAGUGGCUGAUGGUGACCUGUAAUCUUGCUCUCAUUCAGGUUCAGGCCACCGUGGUGGGCUUCCUGGCAGCUCUUGCGGCCGUAGGUCUUGGCGCUCUGUCCAGGGGGGGUGUAGAGCUGGACCAGGCGGCGGUUCUGUGUGCUAGCAGUGUCACCACCGCAUUUGUGGCAGCUCUGUCCUUAGGUCUGGUGAUGAUUGGUGUGAUCAUUGGCUCCAGGAAGGUGGGCAUCAACCCUGAUAAUGUGGCCACACCGAUAGCAGCCAGUCUGGGAGAUCUCAUCACUCUUUCUCUAUUGGCUGGAGUCAGCAGCAAGCUGUUUCAGUACAGAGACGUGUGGUACUUGUCCCCGUUGGUGUGUGUCUUCUUCCUGCUGCUCAUUCCUCUCUGGGUGCUCAUCGCUAGACGGAGUCCACAGAUUAAAGAGGUUCUGAAGUCCGGCUGGCAGCCUGUUAUAGUGGCCAUGUCCAUCAGCAGUUUCGGAGGCCUUAUUCUUGAUAAGACUGUGAGCGAUCCAAACUUUGAGGGCAUGGCGGUCUUUACACCAGUCAUAAACGGGGUCGGGGGGAAUCUGGUGGCCAUUCAGGCCAGUCGGCUCUCCACCCACCUUCAUUUGUGGAGCAUACCUGGAGUCCUGCCCUAUAAGAUGAGACAGCACUGGCCCAACCCCUGUGCCACAUUCUUCUCCUCAGGUGUGAACUCUAAGUCAGCGCGGGUGCUGUUCCUCCUGGUGGUUCCAGGUCAUCUGUUGUUUCUUUUUGCCAUUAAUAUGCUCCAAGGAGGCCACACUGCCAUCACGCCAGCGUUUAUCUGCUGCUACUUGAGUGCUGCUCUGCUUCAGGUUGGGAUCCUAAUUUAUACAGCAGACCUGAUUGUGCGUUUGAUGUGGAGGAAAGGUCUGGACCCGGAUAACUUCUCCAUCCCAUACCUGACUGCACUGGGAGACCUGUUGGGCACGGGUUUCCUGGCCCUGUGUUUCCGUUUGGUCAUGUUAGUGGAGUAGCUCGGCUUGUAAAAUACUAGACCCCCCCCCCCCCCCCCACUUCCAGUUCAUGGGACCUUUGCUGCCCAGGUUGGCUGCAGUGGCUUUGGAGAUGUGAACUAGUCUGUGGAAAGCUAAAUACAGAAUAUCAACCACAUUGUUUUUUGUGCUUACAGGAUAGGUUAAAUAGAAAUAUGAAAAACAUCGGCAGGUAUAGACUUAUUACCUGACAGCUUGUUAUUUGAUUAUAGACUCUUGGUGUGUUGUCCUGUCGCCUCAGUGAUGCUGUUUUCAUACACAUUAGUCAGCUGAUUACUGUAUAUUAAGGUAUAAAUUUAGGUGCAAGUGUUACAAAUUUUUAUGUGCCAUGUAUACAUUUAAUUUGAAGUUUACAAGAUUUAAGACCUUGAAGGAUUAUGAGACGUUUUUUUGA